This is a messenger RNA of Glossina fuscipes, 3652 nucleotides long. RefSeq names its product hemicentin-1. The transcript has 12 exons. Gene Ontology annotation, molecular function: axon guidance receptor activity; protein binding. Bases 1695 to 3548 code for a protein of 617 amino acids. The record is from RefSeq and is a predicted model, not a curated record. NCBI's taxonomy places the organism in Eukaryota, Metazoa, Arthropoda, Insecta, Diptera, Glossinidae. Gene Ontology annotation, cellular component: neuronal cell body; axon; plasma membrane. Gene Ontology annotation, biological process: homophilic cell-cell adhesion; synapse organization.
GGCAGUGUGAAAAAAACUAGGGAAAAAAUUAGGCGAAAAAAAUUGUCAAGUGGCAGUCGGGUGCCUUCGUUUUUAGUUUCGGGUGUGUUCACGAGAUAAAUGAAAUGUAAAUUACACGAUAGCAAAUAUGAAGGAAGCAUUUAAAUAAAGGGAAUUGCUAGUUAUAAUGCGGUUUUUAUUUAUACUGGCUUAUGAAUUGGCAACGAAACGAUUACACAAACACACAAACACAUCGUUUUAACAACACAAUAAGUAAAUCGAAAAAUCGAGCACUCGGUCGCGUUAAAGAAAAUAUCAAUAUAUAAAAGUAUAAAAAAUAUGCAAUUAUUAAAUAAAUAAAUGGUUCGACAAACAGAAUAUGGAAAAAAUAAUUUAUUAAAGUUUAGGCAACUAAUUAGUGAGUGUCAGUGGAGUAACAGAAUCUCAAAAGCAAUUUCCGUUGUUUGUGGUUUGUUCUCAUAUACAAGAAUAAAUUUCCGAAUAUUGUUUUCGCAGUCUGCUGGGCCGCACCAAGAAAAAUCCUUUUGGCCUUUUUGGUAGGAAUGUACCGUGCAUGCUUACUAAUGUCCAAUUCUUACAUUUGAAUGCGAAUAUUGCAAUGGUGUCCGAAGGAUAAGUCCUUUGUCUUGGCAUUGUCUUUUCUAAUCCGUGUUCAAUUGUCCAUGUCCGUAUUCGACAAAAGAUAUUUACUGGUUUAUAACUUACAUUUCGUAAAAAUUCAAUAUCGCGAAAAUUUUCAAGACGUCGAUAAAAGCACAUUCUCACAAGUACAGAGACAGAAUAUGAGAAAAACACAACCAAAAUGAACAUGAAGAGAAUCAAGAAUAUGCACUAAGUUUAAUUUGAUUGAUAACAUAUUCGGUCUCAGUCACUCAUUGCUCGUUUAACUAUGCUACACUAGUGCUAAAACAAUGAAUGCUCCAAAGUAUGCAAUCAAUUACUAAAAUACUAAGACACUGUCAUUAUACGUGUUCUACAACUGUUUGUAUGUAAACAUUUUUGCUAUUUCUUUAUGCUUUUAAUUCUAUUCACAUACAAAAUGAUGUGUGAAUACAUUAUGCAGUAGAAUGCGUACAAAAUUAUGCUAUACUUUAACAGUGGAACGUUUGAAUAAUGAAGUAUAACUUAAGGCACAUUAUGGAAAUAAAUAGAAACCAUUUAAAAAAAAAAACACACCCGCAAAGUAAAUACAAUGAAAAAAUGUAUACAAUUAAACAACUAAUUAGCUUCUAAUUGCAAAUAAAAUAAAAAGGUAAAAGGAAAACAUAAUAACAAUUUAUGCAAAUAAAUUGCAAGAAAAAGUAGCCAGAAAGCACUUUAACUAUACUAGAGGAAAAAAGAAAAAAAACACAAAAAAAGAAAAACGUAAUAAAAACAAUUUUAAACAAUAACUCAUAUUAACGGUGUGUAAAGUAAAUGCGGAUAUACUCCGUGCCUACGAUUUGUACAUAAAGAAAAAAAAUAAAAAAUAAAAAACUGCUUAAAGAACAAUAACAAUAGAAAUUAACAAAACGAAACACGAAGCAGAAAAGUUUAUUUAAAUUUUUUUUUUAUACUAUCUAACGGAAAACGUUUCUUACAUAGCCGCAGACACACACAAACAUACGCCCACACACACACACACAUUCGUACACACUGAUAAAAAGCAUAUAAAAGUGCACAUUUAUUUCACUUACAUUUCCAUUCCGUAUACAAUGCCUAUAACUAAGCAAUGCAUACAUCAAGGCUCUUGUGAAGCCGCAAAUACAUUAACAUCAGAAGUUUGUGAAAUAGCAGCAGCAACGGCAACACCAACAACAGUUACAAAAGUAACAACUCUAACUACCCCGGCCACAAUUUUCAUGCCUGCUGUUGUACGUGCUAUUCACACUUGUGCUUCAUCGUUUUCACCAUCGCUAACAUCAUCACCGCUACCAUCAUCAGUACCAUCGUCAAUACCACUGCCACCACCAACAGCAUAUAACUUAACUUCAGUAAGUACGUCACCAACAUUAGCAGCAGUAGCAGCAAAAGCAGCAUCACUGUUACCGUACCGAACGUUGAAAAUGUAUUGCCGCCGUUUUUUAAUAGUAAUUGGCCUCGUUUGUUUACUACACUCGUGUCUACUGUGGAAUACCGCUGCCGCUUCUAUUUCAAAUCGUGCUACUAACAGUCGCCCGCUUAGUAAUGCACCCCCAGCCAACGGACCACAGCCACGUUUUUUGUCACGAGGUCAUACAUAUCGUGCGGUAGUCGGUGAUACGUUGGUCUUACCCUGUCAAGUGGAAAACUUAGGCAAUUUUGUGCUAUUGUGGCGUCGUGGUAUUAAUGUGCUGACAGCCUCGAACAUAAUGGUGACAAGAGAUGAACGCAUAAGACUGAUAGAUGGCUACAAUUUGGAAAUAUCGGAUCUAGAGCCACAAGACGCCGGCGACUAUGUAUGUCAAAUAAGUGAUAAAAUAAAUCGUGAUCAAGUACAUACCGUCGAAAUUUUAGUGCCACCUAGCGUAAGAGCUACUCCCACCUCUGGUCAAUUACAAGCUCGAAAAGGUGGCCCCGUUACACUGGAGUGUAAAGGCUCCGGAAAUCCGGUGCCUUCGAUAUACUGGACGAAAAAGACUGGCGCUGGCAAAUCAUCGGCUCGUAUUGGCGAUGGUCCAAUUUUAACUUUGGAGAAAGUUGAACGUCAACAGGCUGGAAUUUAUCAAUGUACUGCUGAUAACGGUGUUGGUGAUCCAGUUAGUGUUGAUAUACGUUUAGAUGUUUUAUAUCCGCCUGAUAUACAAGUGGAAAAAUCCUGGAUACAUUCUGGUGAAGGCUUCGAAGCCAAACUUGUUUGCAUUGUUUACGCUGAUCCUGUUGCAACGGUGUCUUGGUAUCAAAACUCAUUUCUUAUACAAUCAACUGACAGACGUAUUAUGUCUUCAAGGGGAAAUCGUCACACACUCACCAUAAGACAUAUACAGCAAGAAGAUUUCGGCAACUAUAGUUGUGUGGCCGAUAACUCAUUGGGUCGUUCACGUAAAUAUAUGGAGCUUUCUGGACGUCCCGGUCCUGCUGAAUUUUAUUCACCCAAAUGGGGUCGUCUAUCCGACAGUUAUAACCUUACAUGGAAAAUUGAUAGCUAUCCACCUCUAGAGGAAGUACGCCUACUCUAUCGACGUGUUCUGAUGAAUGACACAUUCCAACAGCCAGGUAGAUGGCAUGAUUUCAUACUCACUCCCGAGCAUCGUCCAGCUUCGGAACCGUUAACGCACAUUAUGUCAUAUACCAUAAAAAAUCUGGUGCCCGGAGCAUAUUAUGAAGCCAUUGUGCAAGCGAAAAACCGUUAUGGCUGGAAUGAGGUCAGCGAUAUAUUUCAAUUUAUUGUUGCGAGCAAUAGUAUAGAUAUACCGCCCGAGGAAUCCGAAGUUGUCGCAAGUUCCAAGUCGCGCCAUAAUGCCAGUCAAAGUCUCUACAGACGUAGCAGUCAGCAUUUAAUGCUGCGGACCGCAUUUAACGCAGCACUAUUUUCACUCGGUAUGAAUUAUUUAUGUCAACGCAGUCGUCAAUUUGGUUUAGGUGGAUAAGUCAACGCAAAAACACAACCAUAUCCAUACGAAGCAUAAGUUAAAUAAAAAAUAAAAAAAAAGCAAAUAUAAAAAUGAAAAAGAAAAAAAAAACAUAAACCUUG